UGCCAAGAUCAAAGGGACCUCAUGCAGGUCCUGUCCGGGAUUAAGGUUUUAUCAGCAGUUUCACACAGGAAUAUGGCACGUCGCCUUGGAUUUUGUAUUGACUCUGGCUGCACCUUCACUAGUGAUUCAUGAGUAUCCUGCAAAUGGUACCCUGGAGUAACAUUUGCACCAAAGUAGAGGACUAGAAAAAAAUAGCCUUGAUUGGUACAAGAGAAUGAAAAUUGCUGCUGAAAAUCGCAUGUGUCUUUAGCCUUCUUGCAGAAUGAAAUAUUUCCUUCUUUCUUUCACCAUAAUAUCAAAUCUGGCUACAGAUUUUCAGAUGAUGAUCAAUCGGUUACAAUUGCCUGGUUCUGGCCACUUGAAUCAUCAAGCCUUACGAAUGAAUCUUAUUAAAAGUGAUUAUUUCCGACUUUGGUGUGUUGCUGCUAGAGUUGAUUACAGGCUCCAAGAACAAAGACCUCCCAGCUGUAGCAUUGCAAAAAAUCAGGAGUGGAAAGCUAGCAGAAAUUAUGGAUCCAUGUCUUUAUUAUCAUAAGCAACCCUCAAUUCAUAGACAGCAAAUAGAGAUAGUAGCAGACAUAGCAACCAGAUGCCUGUUGUUCGGUGGACAUGGCAAAAUUGGGAUGGUAGAAGUUGCUGGGAAGCUAGUGCACAAUUAGAAAAGAAGAAACAUUCUCAAAGUCAAUAUCUCUGUCUCCUGACUCUAUAUAUGCACCUUAAUUUUUUUUUUUUUUUCUUUUUGUACAGAUAUAGGAUUAUCACACAAUAAUUACAUACAAGUGAAAACGCUUGCUCCCUUCUCUAGCAUAUCAACCUUAAUUUGUGAUAUUGUCAUUGAUAACUGGUUAAUCCACGUUGUUAUAUAUGAUGUGGGUGUAUCAAAUAUACUGAAUUUUACGUUACUUAAAAUUACUGAUUUUAGGUAGAAAUUCUGUUCAUUAUCUCAUAAUUUAUAUUGUAUUUGAUUUUAAAAACAAAAGUAAAUUAAAUAAAAACUUAAAAAAGCUUUCAGAAAAUAUGAAGAAGAAUUAAUCCAAAAACCAAACCACAAAUUAUUGCAAAGUAGUGCACAGAGAAGAGAGUAGUGAAUUGGCAUUGGGGAAUAAAAUAAGAGUCUGUCACGGCGCACCAUCACAUUUGUGUAGAAACGUGGUGACAACUGGAAACGCGUUUAAGAGAGCUUCAAAUCUCCUGAAAUUCUUAUUUUCUAUUUUAAAAUAGAAAAAAAAAUCCACCAUAGCUUAAUAAAUUUACACCAAUGUAGAAAAAAGGUAAAUAUAAUUUUAUUUCCUUUCAUCAAGCAAUUAAUUUUUUAUUAAAAAGUUAUAAAAGGAAAAAUAUAUGGGUCAAAAUGCCAAAUUACAUAACAAACUUCCAUUUCUUCCUUUGGAAGAGAAUAAAGAAAAAAAAUUUGAAAAGAAAUGAAUUGAGACUGUAUAUUUAUUUUCUAUUUAAAGUGGAAGGCAAAUAAGAGAAACAAUUUUGAGAUUUACUAUAAUAUAAAAUUAAGCCAGAUUUACUAAACAUUUUCCCUCCUCUAAAAAAAAAAAAAGGCUCUUUUAAGUUGUAAACCCGAGUAAUCAGGAUUGAUAUGUUUGAACGUUGAAAAGAAAAGGAAGGGGAUGCCAUCCUAUCGAAUGCUACGUUUGCUCCACAUCAGACACCAGGCAGCUAAUCCAUUAUUUUGACUCUCUACCUUUUUCCCACUCGUUUUCCAUAUGUAUAAAUACACUCACCGCAUGCCUUGGAUCAUUGCCCCUCCAUCCAUCUUCCCAUUCUACUUCUUACAUCAUCAUUAAAUCAAGAUGGCUCAAGAAACCAAUGGAAACGAGCCUCGUGGUUCACCCAGACUCAAUGAGAGGAUCCUUUCAUCCAUGUCGAAGAGAACUGUUGCAGCACAUCCUUGGCAUGAUCUCGAGAUCGGACCUGGAGCUCCCGCAAUCUUCAACGUUGUGGUUGAGAUAACAAAGGGAAGCAAGGUCAAAUAUGAACUAGACAAGAAGACAGGACUGAUUAAGGUUGAUAGGAUAUUAUACUCAUCAGUGGUGUAUCCUCACAACUACGGCUUCAUCCCACGCACGCUGUGCGAAGACAAUGACCCCUUGGAUGUCUUGGUCCUCAUGCAGGGGGAGAAAGAUGACAAGAUCAUUGCAAUUUGUGCCGAUGAUCCAGAGUAUAAGCAUUACAAAGACAUCAAAGAGUUACCCCCUCAUCGCCUCACUGAGAUCCGUCGUUUCUUCGAAGAUUACAAGAAAAAUGAGAACAAAGAGGUUGCAGUGAAUGAGUUCUUGCCUGGAAACCAUGCUGUUGAUGCCAUCCAGUACUCCAUGGACCUGUAUGCUGAGUACAUUCUGCACACCCUGAGACGAUAGACAAAAUCUGAAACAAUGAACACGGGAGGCUGUGUGUUCCAUAAUUUUUGCUUCUGGGAUUUCAUUAUUUUUGAAUAAUUUGUUUAAUCAAUAUUGAUUGAUUAAGAUUUAUAUUUUAAAUUUCAUAUUUGACUUACCUGUAAUCUAGAUGAUAAUAUUCAUGCUUUGUUUGUAACAAUGAUAUUUUAAUACAAAAUAUUAUAAUUUCGCUCUUUAUGUAUUGGAAAGUUGAAACUAUCAA
This is a messenger RNA of Manihot esculenta (cassava), 2613 nucleotides long. RefSeq names its product soluble inorganic pyrophosphatase 1. The transcript has 8 exons. Lineage: Eukaryota; Viridiplantae; Streptophyta; Magnoliopsida; Malpighiales; Euphorbiaceae. Gene Ontology annotation, molecular function: magnesium ion binding; inorganic diphosphate phosphatase activity. Gene Ontology annotation, cellular component: cytoplasm. The record is from RefSeq and is a predicted model, not a curated record. Bases 1806 to 2372 code for a protein of 188 amino acids. Gene Ontology annotation, biological process: phosphate-containing compound metabolic process.